AUCCUCAGUGAAUAAUGCUAGCUCUCGUUUCUUUAUCUAAGUGAGGUCAUAUGUUGUGGUCAUGACAUUCUUGGGCUGCAGUGUUUAUUGGCAGGAAGUCAGUGGGGUAAAAGGAGCAGACACAGGCAAAGACGCAUUUAAACAAACAUUUCUACGUAGGUAAACAUAAAUUAAUUAUUAUAAAUAAAUAUCUCAUAAAUAGCUCUGGAUUGUUCCAAGUGUGAUAACACUUUUUUGGAAUUUAAAUAAAAGUCACAGCUUCCAUUUCUAUGUCCAGGAUGUUUUUACUUUAAGCCAAAUGUGCUUUGGAUACAACUGUUAGCAUAAUUAAGGGCUAAGAAAUGCCAUGGCUGCUGUACAGUCUGUCUGAACUAAAUAGAUUUGAAUAACACUAUAAGCAGAGUAAUAAUACAGAGUACUGUAUGAGCAGCAUCAAAUCAUAGAGGACAAUAACAGCUUUUGUCCACCUGUAUUGUUAAAAAUACUAUUUACAGUUGUGCUCAAACUUCAGAAGUAUAAAUAAUUAGCUUCAAAAUAAACAAGGAAUAUCAUUAAAUUAGAUUUAAAAAAUAGUCUUCACUUCACCAAUGAUUACUACCAGGUUUACCUUUCAUCAACCUCCCUACAACUUUGCUCCUGGAACCUUAAAAAUCUUCCUGUUCCUUGGGGACUCUUUUACCCGAACACAGGAAAAGAGAGAGACACAAAAGAAUGGGAGCUGGACUGACAGGACCCCCGCCUGCCACCAGGAGGAUCCGGAUUCGAUACCACCUAAUCUCCAAAUCCCAGGUCAGGAAGGGUACUCAGUGUAAAAUCUCUGUGCAGACCACUACCGCCGUGAUGAAAAAAGAAAAGAAAAGAUGGAAAGGCGUCUCGAACUGUUACAGCGAAGUAUCUGAGAGUCUCCUGGACCUGAGGUUGACGACAUUUUCGUCUCUAUGCUUCAUCAUUUGGACCUUUAACUGUUUCCUGGCGUUUCAGUGAAGAAGCCAAAGCCUGGGCUGAGCUGUGAACACUGAGGGAGGAUAAGGAGCUGGUGGAAGGAGGACUGACACAACUGUCACCCUGCAUGAGAGGCUGCAAAACUGUGGCACGAGCUCAGAUUUACUGAAUGUGUGAAGACCUCGACUGACCUGCAGGGGGUGCAGGGAAAAGAACAGACAUUUACAUUUACAGUUAAAAAGAGCCAGUAUUGAAAAAAAACAAAAACAAAACACCGAUCCUACUGAAUCAGCUGAUUUUGGCGAUGGGGCCAACUGUUCUGCUGAGCUGCCUCCUCCUGACGUCCUUGCUCAGCGUAUCAGAAGCUGGGCUGGUGAAGAAAAUCCUACGUCAUCGACGACAGGCGCCGGCUCCUCGUAAACAACAUAACAUCACCUUGCCCACCGUGGACGGCCCUGUGAUUUUUAAUCACGUCUACAACAUCAAUGUUCCCGGCAGCUCUCGGUGCUCAGUGGAUGUGGACGCGGGAGAAAGCACAUCAGUUCAACCCAAAGAUGAACCUGCGUCAUCAGGCCGUCACAUCACUGAGCAAAUAGUCAAUGGAGAGAACCAGAUCGUCUUCACUCACCGCAUAAAUAUACCUCGGCAGGCCUGCGGCUGUACUGAGGACCUGCCCGGCGUGAAAGAACUUCUGAACCGACUGGAGAUACUUGAGGGAGAAGUCUCAGCGUUGAGAAGUCAGUGCAGCAGUGGGAGUGGCGGCUGCAACGCACAGGUCACAGGUGAUGUUGCAGUCAAGCCUUACUGCAACGGCCAUGGAAACUACAGUACUGACACCUGUGGCUGUGUAUGUGCGCCAGGAUGGAAGGGAACCAACUGCACCGAGCCUGAGUGUCCCAGUAACUGCCUGGACCGAGGCCUCUGUGUGGACGGAAAGUGUCAGUGCUUCAAAGGCUUCUCUGGAGAGAACUGCUCGUUGGAGGUCUGCCCUGUGGACUGUGGAGCUCAUGGCCGAUGUGUUGGCAGCGUCUGCGUCUGCUCUGAUGGUUUCUUGGGGGAAAACUGCUCCGAGACAAAGUGCCUGAACAACUGUCAAGGCCGCGGCCAGUGCAGUGAUGGGAACUGUGUGUGUGACGAUCCCUGGACUGGUGCUGACUGCUCGGAGCUGAUCUGUCCCAAACACUGCAAUGACCACGGGCGCUGUGUGAAUGGAACCUGCUACUGUGAUGAGGGCUACACCGGGGAGGACUGCAGUGAGCGCACAUGUCCCAACCACUGCCAGGGCAACGGCUUCUGUGUUGAUGGGAAAUGCUUCUGCAGUGCAGGCUACAGUGGGGAGGACUGCUCGGUGCUCACCUGCCUGCACGACUGUAACGGCAGAGGAACCUGCUUCAAUGGCAUGUGUAUCUGCGACACAGGUUAUCAAGGUGAAGACUGCAGCCAGUUAGCGUGUUUGAACAACUGCAACAACAGAGGCCAAUGCAUAAAUGGACAGUGUGCAUGCGACGUUGGUUUCCAGGGAGCCGAUUGUUCCGAGCUCUCUUGCCCCCGGGACUGCAGACAGAGAGGGCGCUGUGUUAACGGCCAGUGUGUUUGUGACGAAGGAUACGCUGGGGAGGACUGCAGCGUCAAGACCUGCCCAGCAAACUGUCAUGGCCGCGGCGAAUGCAUCGACGGACUAUGCGCGUGUCACGCAGGGUUCACUGGUGUGGACUGCAGCGAACUGAGCUGCCCGAACAACUGCCACAGCCGCGGCCGCUGCGUCGGCGGUCAGUGUGUUUGUGAUGAAGGCUUCUCAGGAGAGGACUGCAGCCAGAAGGCCUGUCCCAACGACUGCAUGGCUCAAGGCCAGUGUUUAGAUGGCGUAUGUGUCUGUAAGGAAGGUUACUCUGGAGACGACUGCUCUAUUCUCGCCUGUCCGGAGAACUGCAACGACAGGGGGCGAUGCAUCAAAGGAAAGUGCUCGUGUACGAGUGGAUAUGAAGGAGAGAGCUGUGAAAAGCUAAGCUGCCUGAACAACUGUCAGGAUAAAGGCCGCUGUGUGAACGGUCAGUGCGUGUGUGACGAGGGCUACAUCGGGGUGGACUGCUCAGACGUGUCGCCUCCAAAGAACCUUACUGUUGAUGAGGUCACCCAUAAAACUGUGGACGUGUCUUGGAACAAUGAGAUGUUGGUGACGGAAUACCUGGUGACGUACGUGCCCACCUCACCUGGGGGUCUCCUCCAGGAGUUCACCGUGUCUGGAGACAAAACAAAAGCCACUGUUGAAGAACUGGAACCCGGCAUUGAGUAUCUAAUUAGUGUUUAUGCCGUGCUGAGCAACAAGAGGAGUGUCCCUGUCAGUGCCAGGGUCGCUACAGCUCUGCCCCAGGCAGAAGGUAUUAGGUUCAAAUCUGUGAGAGAGACUUCAGUAGAAGUGACGUGGGACCAGCUGGACAUCUCCUUCGAUGGCUGGGAGAUCUACUUCCGCAACACGAAGGAAGAAAAUGGAAAAAUUGUCAACGUCCUUCCGUCCAAUCAAAACCAGUUUUUACAAUCAGGUCUCGGACCAGGUCAGGAGUACGAGGUCUCCAUCAACAUCAUUAAGAACAACACGAAAGGACCACAAACGACCAAAACCGUCACCACCAAGAUCGACAGCCCCAGCCAGGUAGAGGUGAAGGAUGUGACAGACUUAUCAGCAUUAGUGCUCUGGUCUCAGCCAGUUGCACCUGUGGACGGUGUCACUAUGUCCUACGGACCCACCUCUGACCCCUCGGACAAAAUCAGAGCAGUGAUUGCCCCUCCUGACAAGCAGUACAGCAUCGAUGGUCUGAGACCAGACACUGAGUACAUGGUGUCACUCACCUCCAGCAGUGGAAACAUGACCAGUGAACCUGUCAACACCACCUUCACCACUGACUUAGAUGCCCCGAAGGACCUGCAGGCCAAGUCCAAGACAGACACCAGCAUCACUUUGGAGUGGACCAACAGUAAGGCUAACGUUAGCAACUAUAGAGUUAAAUACAGCCCACUCUCAGGAGCCGGUCAUGGUGAAAUGGUGUUCCCACGAGAACCAGGAAACACAACGACAGCAACGAUCACUGGUCUGAUUCCAGGGACCGAGUACGGUGUUGGUGUGACUGCCAUGAAGAAUGAGAGAGAAAGCCUCCCAGCAACUGGGAACACAGAAACUGACAUUGAUCCUCCCAGAGAUUUCGAGGAACUGGAAACCACAGAGACUUCCGUGAGUCUGCAGUGGCAGAAACCCCAGGCCAAAAUUACUGGUUACAGGCUGGUGUUUGUCUCCAAAGACGGAGAAGAGGAGGAGGUGGAAAUCCCACCCACAGCCACGACCCAUGUCUUACUGAAUUUGACUCCUGCCGUAAGCUACAACCUCACGUUGACCGCAGAGAGGGGUCAGAAGAAGAGUCCACCUGCCACCUUGACUACAUCCACAGCCUCAUUUACAUUUUACUUAGCUGGAUCAGACACCCAUGAGCUAGCCCCUACUGCAGGUUCAGAGGACAAUGUUAUUAGCUUUGUGAAUUUAGAUCUCUCUGAGUUCUCCGGGAUGGAGCCUGAGGAUGAUGAGCUCGGAUCAUUGACCGUUUCAGGCGUCACGUCUGAUGGGUUUGACCUAACGUGGAAACUUAAAGCUCCCAGCCUUUACCAUAGUUUCACAAUAGAAUAUAAAGACACUCAGCGAGUAUGGAACGUGAAAAAGAUCAAGGUCCCUGGAUCAGCCACUGGCUCUAGAAUCCAAGGCCUGACUGCAUCAACAGAGUAUGAAAUAAAACUUUAUGGAGUAACAAGUAGCCAGAGAUCUGUGCUACUAGAAACUGUAGCAGUAACAGCGCCGGCGCCCACUUCUCCACAUGUGUUAACGCUGAAAAUGAAAGCUGCAACAACAACCACACAGUCUGCUCUGGAUAAUGACACAGUUUUAACAGCAGAUCCACUCCGUUCUGUGAACACUGAGGCCCCUCCCACUUCUGAAAGUGUUGUAAUGAGCUCACAGACUGAGUCUGAAAAACCAGAGCUGGAUUUACUGGCCAACCUCACGGUUGCAAACGUUACCUCCACUAGCAUUAACUUGGCCUGGUCGGCACCCGACGAGGUGUUUGAAAGUUUUGUGGUGGAGCUGGGUUCUCCAUCAGAGGAACGUGUGACCACAUUAGCUGGCAAUGUAAAGAAUGCUGAAAUAGUGGGUUUGUCGCCCUCUACAUACUAUAAUGUAACAGUGCAUGGGCUGGUGGAGGGAAAGCGCUCUUUGCCUCUUAAAGUUUAUGCUGCCACAGCAGAGGAGCUGAGGCCGGGGGUGUUGAACCUCACGAUCUCUGACAUUUCAUGGGACGGCUUCACUGCCUCCUGGAGUCCCACAGAUUGGGACUUUGACAGCUUUGUCAUUGAGGUAACCAACCUGGAGAAUUUUGCCCAGAGCCAGAAUCUGACACUGUCGGGAGAUGCAUUCAGCCUGGGAAUCUCUGGGCUGAAUCCCAACACUAGCUACAUUGUUGGGCUGUAUGGGAUGUAUAAAGGCACCGUCCUCAGUCCUGUGUACAGUGAAGCCACCACAGUGAAAGAGCCACUGGUUGGCAAAGUAUAUCUUUCAAACGUAACAUCCGAGAGCUUUUCAAUCCACUGGAACAGCUCUGAGGCAGAGUUUGAUGGGUUUAUCCUGGAGUUAAUUGAUUCUGAUUGGUUGAUGGAGCCAGUGGAGUUUAACAUUUCCCGCAAUGUUAAGUCCCAUGAUGUCACUGGGCUCCGGCCUAGCACUGAUUACAUAGCCUACCUCUAUGGGACAUACAAGGGAUCCCGAACACGAGCUGUCACUAUUGUUGCAUCAACAGCUGAAGAGCCUGACUUGUCCAGGCUGGUUGUUUCUAACAUUACCUCAGACCGGUUCUCUCUGGCAUGGCGGACACGGGAGAAGCGUUUCGAUAACUUUAUAGUAGAAGUCAGAGAGUCCGCUUUACCCUCUCAGGCCAUGGGGCGCGCUCUGCCUGGAGAUGUGCGCUCCACUGUCAUGGCAGGGCUCAAAGCGAGCACUAGCUACAACAUAAAGCUGUACGCUAGCAGUGGUGGCCGUAGCACAAAGCCUCUGUUUGCUCUAGCUACAACAGAGGACGUCCCAAAGUUGGGACUGAUUUCGGCUUCGUCUGUGAGUCCACAUAAUCUGAGCUUGUCCUGGAGCACUGUGUCAGGCCAUUUUGACGGUUUUGUUAUCAGGGUCAGUGACUCUGAGCACCAGUCUGACGCGCUGGAGUUCAGACCCUCGGGUGACGACCGUAACAUUACAAUCUCAAACCUGAUGGAUGCAACUGACUAUGACAUUGAACUGUAUGGUAUUUCUCACGGGCGCCACACUCCCUCGGUGUUAACCAAUGCUGUCACAGCAUCUUUGCCUAAAGUGGAAAACUUGACCAUAUCCAACAUAACGCCCUACGGCUUCCGUGUGUCGUGGGAGGUGAAGCAGCAGCAGAAGCAGCACCAACACCAGCCUCAGGAAGAUAUACCGCCCUCUAGCGGGGGAUUCAGCCAUUUUCUCAUAGUGGUGACAGACUCCGGCUGGCUGCUGGAGCCUCAGGAGUUCACUGUACCGGGAAACCAAAGUCACUUGGAGAUCUGGGGCCUUAUUACCGGCAUAGGAUAUGAGGUCAGACUGACCGGAGUGUCAGAGUCAGGGCUUCUCUCUCGACCUCUGACCACAGUGGCUGUGACAGAGGCAGAGCCUGAGGUGGAUCAUCUCUUCGUCUCUGACAUCAGUGCUGACAGCUUCCGUCUGUCCUGGGCGGCUGAUGAAGACAUGUUUGACAGAUUUGUGAUCAAAAUAAGAGACAGCAAAAGAUUAGCUCACCCUCGAGAGUACAGCGUCAGUGGUGACGAGCGAACCAAGGUCCUAGCCGGACUCAUGAGUGGCACUGAGUAUGAAAUCGAGCUUUAUGGUGUCACUCUGGACCAACGGUCCCAGCCUAUCACUGGGGUGGCUCAGACAGGCCUAAGCACUCCACGAGGCCUUCACUUUUCUCAGGUGACCGACUCCACGGCUAUAGUCCAUUGGUCGAUGCCUUUCUCUCUGGUGGACAGCUACCGUGUUGCCUACAUGCCCUUUGAAGGAGGAAGUCCGAUGACAGUGACAGUGGACGGCAGUGUGUUUGAAGCUCUGAUGCACAACAUGAUCCCCGGCAAAACCUAUCAGGUGACAGUCACUGCUGUCAAAGGUCUGGAGGAAAGUGACGCCAGCACUGACACAGUCACCACAGCUCUGGACAGACCUCAGGGUCUGACUGCCCUUAAUGUCACCGACACGUCCGCCCUGCUGGUCUGGCAGCCGUCUGUGGCCACUGUUGAUGGCUACAUCAUUAGCUACACCGCUGAUUCAGUGUCGUCGGUGAUGGAGCAGGUUUCUGGAAACACCGUGGAGUUUGAGAUGGGUUCACUGGUUCCUGGAACCCAUUACACAGUUGCAGUUCAUGCCAUAAAAGAAUCUCAGAGGAGUGACUCUGCUGUCACUGAGUUCAGCACAGAUGUGGACCCUCCUCGUGAACUGAAGGUCACACACAUUCAAACGGACAGUGCAACUCUAACCUGGAAACCUCCGCAAGCUGCCGUCACUGGUUACACUCUGACCUUCUCUUCUGCCGACGGUGUCAUCAGGGAAGUGGUGCUAAGCCCAACAGCCUCGUCCUACAGCAUUGCUCAGCUAACUGGUUCCACAGAGUACAGUGUGAGACUGCAGGCCGUGGCUGGAGCCCAGAAGAGUGGAUCUGUAGCCACUGUCUUCACGACCACUGGGAAGCUGUUUCGACGACCUCGGACUUGGGUUAGCUCCUGCUGAAUGGAGAGAAGACUUCUGGUCUGUACAAAAUCUAUGUGGGAGGAGAAGACGGCCAGUCGCUCCAGGUUUACUGUGACAUGACCACAGAUGGUGGAGGAUGGCUGAUUUUCCUCAGACGCCAGAAUGGAAAGCUGGAAUUCUACCGGAACUGGAAGAACUACACUGCUGGAUUUGGUAACAUGAAUGAUGAGUUUUGGCUGG
This is a messenger RNA of Cynoglossus semilaevis (tongue sole), 7963 nucleotides long. Its product is annotated as tenascin-like. The record is from RefSeq and is a predicted model, not a curated record. Gene Ontology annotation, molecular function: protein binding. NCBI's taxonomy places the organism in Eukaryota, Metazoa, Chordata, Actinopteri, Pleuronectiformes, Cynoglossidae. Gene Ontology annotation, biological process: regulation of cell adhesion; neuron projection development. The coding region runs from base 1247 to 7762 and encodes 2171 amino acids. The transcript is spliced from 29 exons.